Messenger RNA from Achroia grisella, 1809 nucleotides. RefSeq lists its product as uncharacterized. The record is from RefSeq and is a predicted model, not a curated record. NCBI's taxonomy places the organism in Eukaryota, Metazoa, Arthropoda, Insecta, Lepidoptera, Pyralidae. Gene Ontology annotation, molecular function: serine-type endopeptidase activity. Gene Ontology annotation, biological process: proteolysis. The transcript is spliced from 11 exons.
AUGAAGGUGUUUUUGGUAACAUUCCUAGCGGUUGUCGCUAUUGGCAAUGCAAAAUACGUUGGACUUCCCGAUGAUUACACUGUCUAUGGAUAUCUGACGAAAUAUGGAAUACCAGAAGCCGAAAGAAUCCGCAAGGCCGAAGAGGCUUAUCGGAACGAUCUCUCUAGAAUAGUCGGUGGCGUUCCCGCUGAAAUUGGACAAAUCCCAUACCAGGCUGGACUUAUUAGCGACAUUAUUGGCAUAUCCGGCAGAGGAGUGUGUGGUGGUUCCCUCAUCUCUAACAACAGAGUGCUGACUGCAGCUCACUGCUGGUUUGAUGGCAUCAAUCAAGCUUGGAGAUUCACCGUAGUACUUGGCACCGUUUUCUUAUUCAGUGGCGGUAUUGGAAUUGAAACCAGUGCUGUUGUCAACCACCCCAACUACUCCCCUAUUCUAAUUCGGAAUGAUAUCUCAGUAAUUUAUUUACCUGUUGCCGUUGUACCAUCAGCAACCAUCAGUCCUGUGUCCUUGCCUACUGGGUCUGAACUUCAGGAAGAUUUUGCUGGCGCAUCCGCUACUGCGUCUGGUUUUGGUUUAACUAGUGACGGUGGGAGCAUCUCCAAUAACCAGUACCUGAGUUUCGUCACCUUGAGCGUUGUGACGAAUUCCGCGUGCUCAUAUGCAUUCCCUUUGAUCAUUCAACCCAGCAACAUUUGCACCAGCGGUGUCGGUGGUCUUGGCACAUGUAACGGCGACUCCGGUGGUCCACUCGUUGUUGUUAGAAAUAAUAGGCACAUCUUGAUCGGUGUAACAUCCUUCGGAUCCGCUUUUGGUUGCCAAGCCAACCUGCCAGCCGCCUACGCUCGAGUUACGUCCUUCAUCGAUUUUAUCAACGAACAUCUCUGAACUGAUAUAUUAUAUCAAAUGAAGCCAAUUUACAAAAUGAAGUCGAUUGUAGUGAUUGUGUUAGUGGCCGUGACCAUUGCUUACUCGAAGACCAUUGAUGGUGGGAUUCCUGACGCUUAUGGAUAUCUCACUAAAGUAGGAAUCCCAUUAGGGGAGAAGAUCCGUAAAGCUGAAGAGGCGAUGCUUCGGGAUCCCUCCAGAAUCAUCAAUGGCGCACCAGCGGCGCUUGGGCAAAUCCCUUUUCAGGCCGGUCUCAUCAUUGACAUCGUUGGUGUUACAACAGGCAGAGGUGUGUGCGGAGGUUCCCUCGUAUCUGCCAACAGAGUAAUCACUGCUGCCCACUGCUGGUUCGACGGCAUCAACCAAGGCUGGAGAGUUACUGUUGUACUCGGUUCAGUGUUACUAUUCAGCGGUGGUACCAGGGUAGAGUCUGAACUCGUAGUUGCACACCCCAACUGGACCCCAGCUCUAAUUCGUAACGACGUAGGUGUUAUUUACCUGCCUUAUAGCGUCGCACUCUCAGACACAAUAAACACAAUCGCUUUGCCUUCUGGGGCGGAACUAGACGAAAACUUCGUUGGCGAGACUGCUGUGGCAUCAGGAUUUGGCAUAACUAGAGAUAACGGAAACAUCCCUGAAACGCAGAGCCUAAGCUACGUCAGUCUAGAAGUCAUAACAAAUACUGCCUGCUUUGUAGCCUUCCCCAUUAUCAUUCAGUCGAGUAAUAUCUGCACCAGCGGUACUAGUGGCAGCACUUGCAGCGGUGACUCUGGUGGUCCCCUCAUUGUUGAGAGCAACGGAAGACCUAUUCUGAUUGGUAUAACGUCAUUUGGGUCUGCUUUUGGCUGCGAGAUCGGUUUCCCGGCUGCUUUUGCAAGAGUCACUUCCUACGUGGACUUCUUCAACGAGAAUAUAGAAAACUAA